UUCUGAUUGGUAUAGUCGAAUCUUUUCUGAAAAGACGCUUAUUCGUCAACCUAAUUUCAUUCAAACUAGAAAAUAACAAUCAAAGUUCAAAAAGGAAUGUACAAAAACUAUAACAACCAAUUAUUUACAACAAAGUCUCUCCACAGACUAACAAUAGGAAAAAUUUUUAAUUACGUUGGAUCAAGAAAAUUUAUAGCUGAAAUAGGGUCAUACGACUAAAAGAAAGCCGAUUGCACUAAAAAGUUUCGGAUUUAAAAAUUAUUUCAAACCGUGUAAAGUCAUAAACUUUUCGUGAUUAUCAACACUAUGCAAAGUAAUUAGACUCCUUGUGUCAACAAAGAGGGUUGUAAAAUGGUCUGGCCCCAGGUCCGUAAAGUUAAUCUUAACCCAGCUCUUCUUCAGAAAAGGUUGUGCAUCCCUGGUUUUAGCAUCGACUUUGGAUCGAAUAAUAGUGCAUUUCAUUUGUGUGUUUAGUUUUAAUUAUUUAUAAUUAACCCAUAAAAAUGAGCAAAAAACAGAAAGGAACGUUAGAAAUUUUUUUUAAUAUAUGUAAUCGCGGACCGGGACCUUCAAAAAGAAAAUAUAGUGACGAAAAUCCUAGUGAAAGUUCCGAUGGUGAUGAUACAGUAAAAAGUGCAACGGAAAAAACAAGUCCUAAAACUAAAGAUUUCGAUAUGGAGAGAUAUGCGGAAGAUGAGCAGAUAAGUGCGGAUGUGGAUAGAAAGCUGGAUGAUGAGGAUGAUUUCCUCAGUUUUGACUUGGACAAUUACCAAGAAACUAAUUAUCGGGAAAUUGUUCUCGAUCUUGCCGAGGAUUGUUUCGGCUAUGGCGAUUCUAAUUCGCAACAAAUUGAUGUUUGCUUUCGUUGCGACGAAUGCGAGAAUCCUCGGGUAUCGUGUGAUCGGAAAGUUGAGCUGGAAGUUGUUGGCGAUUGGCUCGACAGAAAGCUAGAGCUGCGUGAGGAACAAUUUGAUGAUUGGGAUGAUUUCUUUGAUUGUGACUUGGAAAGUUACCAAGAAACAAACUAUUUGGAUAUUGUUCUCGAUCUUUCCGAGAAUUGUUUCGGCUACACCGAUUCUCAUUGGAGACAAGUCGAUAAAAACGAAUGCGAGAAUCAUCAGAAAGUCGAGCUUGAAGCUGUUAGCCAUUGUCUCGACAGGUUAAUGAUUACCAUUGUGAAUGCUUACCUGGAUGGAAAGGCAAGAAUUGUGAUGAAUAUAUCAGUGAAUGUGUAUCUCAACCUUGUUUGCAUGGCAAUUGCAUUGAUGUACCUAACAAUUAUUCUUGUUCAUGUCAUCCUGGAUAUACGGCAUAGUUUUUUAUUUCAGCUGAAUGAAAAAGAUUAUAAGUUGUAA
Molecule: messenger RNA, 1355 nt
Organism: Centruroides sculpturatus (bark scorpion)
Lineage: Eukaryota; Metazoa; Arthropoda; Arachnida; Scorpiones; Buthidae
Exons: 5
Coding region: 504-1355 (283 amino acids)
Source: RefSeq, a predicted model, not a curated record